Messenger RNA from Linum tenue, 1304 nucleotides. The record is from the annotation of a GenBank genome assembly. Lineage: Eukaryota; Viridiplantae; Streptophyta; Magnoliopsida; Malpighiales; Linaceae.
CGAACUGUUUCUUUUCCUUCUUCCGAUCUUCUCCCUGCUGCCUGCAGCCUGCUCCUUCCCCCAAAAUUUCCCCAGGUUCUUCGCCGGGAAAACCAAUAUAGCAUCUCAGAAACAGUGAAAGAGAGAAGCAUGGAUCAAUUCGGUGGAGGAAUGGGAGGAGGGGGAGGGUGGACGAUGAUCCCAAACAUGACUGCUCACGCGAAUUCCCCCGCCCAUUCGAAUCAAGACCAGUACUUCCUCCAUCAGCAACCUACGCCACCGCCGCCGCAGCAACAGCAAUUCAAUCAGUUUCAGCAGCAAUCGCAACAACAAUUAGUCCAGCAGCCAUUCAAUCAACAACAAUUUCAGCAGCAAUCGCCGCAGCAAUUAGUCCAGCAGCCACCACCACCACAACAACAGUUUCAGCCGCUGCAGUCCCCGCCACAACAACAACAGUUUCAGCCGCUGCAGUCGCCGCCGCAGCGUUUGGUUCAACAGCAGACCCCGCCGCAGCCUCCACCGCAGCAAUCUCUGGCAUCCCAUUUCCGCCUUUCCCCUCUGGUGGAGAAAUUGGCUGAUGCUGUUGAGAAUGGGACUCGAGAUCAGCACUCUGAUGCUUUGGUUAAUGAGUUGAACAUUCACUUUGAGAAGUGCCAGCAGCUGUUGAACUCCAUCUCCAGCUCAAUCAGCUCCAAGUCUAUGACUGUUGAAGGACAGAAGAAAAAGCUGGAAGAAACUGAGCAGUUGCUUAAUCAACGAAGCGACUUGAUUGGCAACUACAAAAACUCUGUUGAAGACCUUAUCAAUUCUGAUCCGUGACUGCUUCGUACCCGCUGAUACCAAACAAACAAAGGUACGAGAUAGAACAUUUUGUUCAUUUUUGGAAAUGAGAUGCUUUAGGAUGAUGUAUUGAAGAAUGAAUGAAUGAUGUUUGCCUCCAAUUUCUUGAACCAAAUGCUACCUGCGGAAUGGUGAACGAUAUAUAAUCUCUUCCCUGUUGUCAAUGGCUCUUCCAUUUUCUCACUCUUUAGGUUUGAUUUGCAGGUGAUCCAUAAGAUGAGCAUUUUUCCAUGAACUAACCUAGUGUCCAACCAAAGGAGGAAGCCAGUUGCGUUUCCUAUUCCCUUACAACGGUUAAAGAGCCACCAGGGGUCAGUUUGUUUCGGUUAGUAGUAAACAGGAGUUCUACAUUAUUAUGGAAAUGUAGAGCGCAGAUGAAAUCCUGUAGAACUUCCAUUUUCGUGUGUAGUGAUGGUAACUUGUAGCUUUGCUCAAGAAGUAGAUGACAUUCUACAUUAUUAUACAUGUUCUGGUUGUCACUGAUG